AUGGAUCCGACGAAUGCGAAUGCCGUCGCAGGGCCGUCUCGCCUACCCGCCCAGCAGGACGAUGUACCCGCACCAGCACCAGCACCAGCACCAGCACCAGCACCAGCACCAGCAUCGGUCCCUGUCCCCGCACCCACGACGUCCGAUCCAACGGUCACCACAGCGACCAAAACUGCGCCGGAGAGUAAUGCCAGCAGCAGCAGCAGGGGGCCCAAGAUCGUGCCGACCGUCAUCGAUUCGGACGGACUGAGGGUCGUGCCUAAUCUCUUUGAGCUUUGUCAGGUCAACGAUCUCAUCAGUCUAAUAGGUGAGUUUUCUUCAUGCUCCCAAGUCUUUUUCCUCGACUCUGAUGCUGCAGUAUCCCCCGCAGCUUCCAUGCUGGACCGCCUGAUCCAGCACAACGACCGGAUCCCGUUGACGCCCUCAUCGCUCACACGGUUCCAUUCGAGGGCCCCACCUUCGAUCAACGUCAAGGACUACCUCGUGCGGAUAGCCAGGUACACCAAUGUCGAACCGUGCUGUCUGUUGAUCCUAUUACCCUACGUCGACAAAGGUGCGCAUCAGCCAAUGAAUGCGCGGGGCGGGGGCAGCCGCAACCUUCUUCCCAUGUUCGUCACUUUGGCACGCAAGGCUCAUACCGAAGGUCCUCUCUUUUUUCUGUCUCCUGAUACACAGUUUGCGCGAGAAUGACGACCUUCACCAUCUCAUCCCUGACCGUGCAUCGGUUCAUCAUCGCCGGCGUCAGCGUCGGUUCCAAAGCGCUCAGCGACAGUUUCUGCACCAAUGGUCGCUAUGCCCGCGUUGGUGGCGUCGGUGUCGCCGAGAUGAACCUGUUGGAGAAGGAACUAUGUGAAGCCAUCGAUUGGCGGUUAACGGUGCGUGUGUGCGUAGUGGCUCGAGGUGAUCGUCGCAAGGGGAGGUCCCGCUCACGUGACUGAUGGGGUCCGGCUCUUGUUCAAAUGAUGAGCAGACCACGGGGACCGUCUUGGCGCACUAUUAUACAUCCCUCGUCACUUCGCACCCACAGUACCGCUUGGCGUCACCUUUACCAACACCUAUGGCCUCAACACCGACACCGGCAUCUGCAGGCUCGGUUCCAUCAGGCUCGACCCCGCCAUCCACUUCUCUUGCCUCGCACGGAAUUACAUCACCGCCCACUAUCAACUCUCCUGCCCCUUCAAUCCGUGGCAUCCACUCCUCCACCUCACCUACCCCAAUGGACCAAGACGGAUCCUCCUCACCCCUCCGACCCAUCGACCACUCCACCACCCCUUCCUCCGUCGCCACAACCACCGCAGCAGCUUCUUCUACCGUCCCCGCCUCCCUCUCAUCUCUCACUCCAUCCCCCGUCGAUUCAACCUCUGUCGCAGCACCAUCUAGGGUCCUCCUACCGCAAGGUCUCGCACGACAUCUUCUCAACGAGCGCUCCGCCGCGGCCUCGGCCUCCGCAGCGAGCGCUUUAGUCGAUCCUUCUCACUCCAUUCCCUCAUCUACCUCAUACGACGCACCCGUCGUGGGUCCUUCACCCGCCUUGAUUCCCGCACCAAAGGAUAAGAGAAGCAAAGCCACCGCAUCGAACUUACCUAGUCCAGUAAGGUCAGCGACGAUGUCGAUGGGGGACCCACCUCCCGAUCAGGAGAUUUUGGGAACGGUGGGGGAUACGGGUACGAGGGAGUUGUUGAAGAGGUUGGAAGCGAGUACGGCGAAGGCGAGGGUUAUGGCGCCGAGUUCGCCGGAUGGUGAGGGGGUGAGGGGAGGGGGGAUGAGAGGAUGUCGGUGGAUGUCGGUGGAUGAUGAGAAUCGGGGGGAGAGUGAUGAGGAGCUGGAUGAUGAGCUCGGCGGGGAGGGAGUGAUCGAAGGAGAGGUCAACAGUUUCCCUCCGGGUACACCUAUCGAUUCUUACAUGACCUCUUUCAACAAUACAUCUCCAACUUCGACGUCCUCUUCCCCCGAUAUGACCUAUCCAACAAGUCGGAUCGAAGCAGUCCCUUCGACCGCUUUGGAAACAACAACAACGACGACGACCGCGGGAAAGAGGACCGCCUCGCAUAGCCCUUAUCAGACCUCACCUUCGGCGCAAGCAACGACGUGUAGUGCGACAGGCGAGGGUACGAGGAGUCGUAAGGUGUUGAUGACGUCUUCUUGA
Messenger RNA from Microbotryum saponariae, 2146 nucleotides. The record is from the annotation of a GenBank genome assembly. Lineage: Eukaryota; Fungi; Basidiomycota; Microbotryomycetes; Microbotryales; Microbotryaceae.